UGAUAUAGUUUUACGGGUGGAUGAUCCGGUGUUUUAGCACCAUCUGCUGGCGGACAACAACACAUUCCAACAGGGCUUCCUUAGCACCGACGCGACGAGCCACGCUUCCUUAGCAACGGCCUGAUGUAAACAUUGCAGUUAGCAAAAUAAAAAGGAGAAUCAUAAGUGCGGCUCGGUACUGGAGUAUUGAUAUGUUUUCACUGUUGAAAGGUAUGUUUACACUUAACAGGCAUCACGCAGCUGUUGAACUUUAUGGUGGAGAGUAGGUAAACUGAUUUGUUGUAGUGGUAAAUCAUGGAGUGUGAAGGAAUUUGACUUGGUCACCUGCUGGGCUCAGGACUAGUAUACAGUUGGACAUACACAAACAGGGGAUCAUGACACAGAAUGAAAAGCAGAGACUAACUGGAGACGAAGAAAUUAUAAAAGAGCUGUGUGUGUCUAAUGGACUUUGCUAUGAGAAGGUGUGUCAGGAGGGGUGUGGUGAAAUGGUUCUGGAGAUGUUUUUCUCUGGUUUCCCUCGCAUGGUGGGCCUCUCUCUCUUUCCCAGACUGUCCAGUCUCACUAUUAUAGGCCAGAGCAUCAGCUCAAUCCAUGGUCUGGAGUAUUGCCCACUCCUCAAAGAAUUAUGGGUAGUGGAGUGCAAACUGAAUGAAAUCUGUGGCCUACAUAACUGUGUGCAUCUGCGGAAAUUAUUUCUGUACGACAACAACAUCCAGCAGAUCACAAAUCUAGAGAUGUUGGUCGACCUUCACAUUCUGUGGCUUAAUAAGAACCAGAUCUCUGACAUACAGGGAUUGAAUUCACUUGUAAGCCUUAAGGAGUUGAAUCUUGCUGAUAAUGCUAUUGAGACUCUUGGUCAUAGUUUGGAUCCCAACAUCAAUCUCCAAAAUCUAAACCUCUCAGGGAACAAAAUCAGUUCCUUCAAGGACCUGACCCAUCUGGCUCAGCUGCCCCGACUAAGACACCUGAGUCUGAAGGACCCUCAGUCCAUUCCAAACCCACUGUGUCUGCUCUAUAAUUACUACAUACACGUCCUAUAUCACAUGCCACACCUGCAACGCCUGGACACAUAUGACAUUUCCAGCAAACAUCUCAAAGACACUGCAGAGUCUACAGUGCUGAAGAAAAUGAUGUAUUACACCAUGCGGGAACGUUGUGCGCUAAGACAGUUUGAUGACCUUAAAGCCAAGCUCAGGCAGCAGAGGAGAGACCAGAUACAACUACCAGAGGAGAGAAUACGAGUGCUAACACAUGUGUUUAGAAAUAUGGAAUGUGAGCUGUCCCAUGUACAGUCUGCUGGUAAGGGAGAUCCUGAAGACUUGACCUCUGACCUUCAUAAUGACCACAGCCAUGAGCAGAGACUGCAGCACAAACUGAAUGCUCUUAAAGACCGACUGAAGUUCUGGAAGCGGCACCUGGAGGAGGUAGAAGCAUGUCACCAACAUAAUGUGGCCUUGGCCUCAGAUAGAAGGGAUAUUACAGUGCACUUUUUGCUGUUGGAGCUGGAAACCGUGGGGAGCAUUCGCUUUGAGGAGGGAAACACUGGCGAACCUUGGUUCACGUCAUGUUACGAUCUCUUGCUGUCUCGUUUCUGUGCGUGGGAUUAUAAACCUCACCACGUCACUGGCAUUAAAAUCAAUCGAAUCAUCCGUAUCCAUAACCGAGCCCUGCGGCAACGCUUCCAGGACAAAGUACACUCUCUGCUAUGCAGACAGGAACCUUCACCCUACUCACAGAAUUAUAAACGCUGCAUGGAGUAUCUGUUCUACGUGCCCGAUCCAGAACAUUCCUGUGAAAGGGAUGAGAUACUACAAAUCCUAGAAAAUGGUUUUAAAACCGCUAAUGCAUAUAAGGCGUUAGGCAGAGAGAGAGCCGUCCACCUCUCUAACAGUGUGAGUGUGUCUGAUAGACUGCGAAUGACAUUUAUGCAGAAGAAGAGUUGCUCGACAUCAGGAAGUAGCCCUGUGGACCGUCUUCCCUUCAGACAUGGUCAAUUGAUCAUUUCUAAAGUGUUCCUGGGCCGCAGUGCUGCAGCAAAGGAGGGUCUCCUAAUAGACUGUGAUCAUUACCCUAAAGCAAACUCUGUCUACCUCAGUACCUGCUCUAAAGAGCAAAAGCACACAGCACAAACAGCCCCUGACUUGCUGGGUCCCUCCAGCCUGCCGGACAGCUGUGACUGUAGACAGCAGCAGAAACUGUGGUACAUGUUUGACCAUGAAAUGGUCCUGCCAGAGUACCUUGUAGACUUUGAAUAUGUAACAAAGGACACAUCCCAGCCCUCUCCAGACUUCCCGUCCAGUUUUCAUACAUCCCCCGCUGAUGCCCCAUCUGUGUCUCUUGCUGAGCUGGACCUGGAUGAGGAGGCAUUAAAAAUGGAACCCAUCCUGAAGCCUCACCCCAAGCUGCUCAGUCUAGAUGAGAAAUCCAUACUGACAGUGGCCAGAGCAAACGUCCUCAGUCAGAUCACAGUGCUGAAUCUACAUGGCAACAGUCUGAAUAAACUGCUUGAGAUUUCUCGACUCACGGCUCUAAAGCAUCUGACCCUCAGCUUCAAUGAGUUCACUCAUUUGGACGAUAUUUCACACAUGCCAAACCUGGAGUAUCUGGAUGUUAGUUUUAACCAUAUUUCCUCUCUGGAGGGUCUGCGUGGACUUGGUCGACUCAUAGAACUGGAUCUUCGCUGGAAUCAAUUGACCCGAAUCAGGGAUGACAUGAACAUUUUGCGUAAACGCACACCAGCCCUGCUCCGACUGGACACACGGCACAAUCCUUGGCACAGGAACGAGUGUGUGCGUAUGGUGGUUCUUGGUCGGUUGAAGACUCUCACUCAUUUGGAUGAUGUUUUAGUGAUGGAGGAGGAAGCAGGUGCUGCUAUUCAAGUGGCUGCCCAAUCUAGAAUCAACCAGGCAUCUCUGAUGACCCACUCUCGGACUGACAGUGAACGUCCCCGCAGUCUGAGUUUGCUCUCUUCUGCUCACCUGCUCACACAGAUCAGCCCAUCUCCAUGGAAACACUCACAAGAGCUUGAGUUAGGCUGGACCACCAAAAUCACCGCACUGAAUCUUGAUGGCCAGCGGUUGACCUGGCUCAGUAAUCUUGACCGACUGGUGAAUCUACGCUGGGCUUCAUUUGACAAUAAUGAAUUAACCCGAAUUGAGGGUCUGGAAUACUGCCCCCUACUGGAGGAACUUUCUCUUAAUAACAACAGUAUCACCAGACUGGAAGGUUUGUGUGCUACGCAUCGUCUGACUCGUCUGAGCAUUAACAGCAACCACCUACAGUGUUUAGACGGGGAUGUUUUGGACCAGCUACCCAACCUUCACUUCCUGUCUGUCGAGAACAACAUCAUCUCCUCUCUUCAUGGACUUCAAAGGUCACGGUCCUUAUUUGAGCUGUAUGUCGGCAACAAUGACAUCAGCACCACCCGAGACAUAUACCACUUAAAGGCACUGUCUAGUUUAAUUAUUCUGGAUCUAUACGGGAAUCCCCUAGUAAACAAACUCGAGAACUACAGGAUCUACAUGGUUUUCCAUCUGCCUUCACUCAAAGCACUGGAUGGAGUAGCCGUGGAAACGUGUGAAUCAGAAACUGCUAAAGACGUGUUUGGAGGGCGGCUCAAUGCAGAUAUGGUGGCUGAGAAGCUGGGCCAUACCAACUACAGAGACCUGUCAGAGCUCAACCUGCAGUCCAGCUCAGUCAGGAUGGUGGAUCUUGCUCCUGCUGAUUUGUUCAGUAAUUUACGCAGUAUUAAUCUAGAACGCAAUAACCUCACCUCAUUCAGCGGUCUCAUCUUCCUGCCCAACAUUAAGGUAUUUAUAUGUUUAUGACAGAAUGUAAAUACAACACUUAUUAAACUGUACUUUUCUGAAUGACACACACACCUCUACAUGUGCCUCUCAUUUGUUUCUUCUCACUUUCUUUCAAAAUGUUCUUCUCCUCCCUUCCUUCACUUUGUUUGUAGGGAGGGACCAACUGAUAAUCUGGAGCCUCUGAUGUCCAGUUUGGAGGUUUUGCAUUUAGGUUAUAAUGGUAUAUCCAACCUGAUCAAUCUACAGAUCAGCCGACUGACUAACCUCAGAGCACUGUUCCUACAAGGGAAUGAUAUCAGUCAGGUAGAUGGACUGGAUGGUUUGCGGAGACUGCGUGAGUUGGUUCUGGAUCGAAAUCGAAUUAAAUCUUUGAGUGAGAACUCAUUCUGUGGACAGAGAGUUCUGCUGGAUUUGCACUUGGCAGAGAAUCGCAUCCGUGAACUGAACCACCUUCUGCCUCUCACUGAGCUCCGGAGACUGUUCUUAGACAUGAACAAAAUACAGGACAUUUUAGAGUUGGAGAAAUUGGAGGUGCUUCCUUCUCUCAUAGAACUGUCUGUAAUGGGCAACCCAGUGGCACGGCGAUCUCUGCACAGGCCAGCAGUGGUACUGCAUUUGUCUACACUGCAGGUUCUGGAUGGCAUGACAGUCACCCUGGAAGAAAGAACUAGAGCAGAGCUUUUAAAUAAUGAAGCACAGGGUUCUAGUUCAGGUGGUGAAAUGACUUUACCCGGUUUGGUACCAUUGGUGGCCCGACCAGCUCCUUUAAGAGGUACAGGCAUACACACUCUCUUACCUGAUCAGCAAGAAGACACACAUGAUACCAGCAGAUAUAAGAAGCAGAAGACUGUUGUCUCUCUCUUGCGUGGAGUUCAGAGUUACAUCAACUUCAGGCAGAUAAGAGGAUCUUCCAGCCACUACAUGACAGCGCUGCAGCAGACCGGAUAUAGAGUUCUCUCCACUUUCCCUAACACUGAUCCUCAGACCAGGUACCAGUGUCACAGUGUACCCAGACCUCCUCCUCCUCCUCCUCCUCUGUAA
Molecule: messenger RNA, 4850 nt
Organism: Sinocyclocheilus rhinocerous
Lineage: Eukaryota; Metazoa; Chordata; Actinopteri; Cypriniformes; Cyprinidae
Product: leucine-rich repeat-containing protein 9-like
Exons: 32
Molecular function (GO): protein binding
Source: RefSeq, a predicted model, not a curated record